AAGAAAAAAGCCAGGCUGACGAUAUAUAAAUACAGCACGAAAGAUGCAUCUCUCCUUUCUGUGGAGUCAGGCCCUUUAUGGAUUAUAAUCCGGCCAAUCAGAUCCUGCCCGGUAACAAACAACUGAGGAUCAAAAGGAACCUUUAAAUCUCAGACACACAAUCGUUAGGAAACAUGGUGGGACUUAAACCCUCAGAUGUUCCUCCACCACUGGGGGUGAAGAUGGCGAGUGCUGGGCUGGCAGCCUGUUGGGCUGAUAUUGUCACAUUUCCUCUGGACACAGCCAAAGUCAGACUACAGAUACAGGGAGAGAAGACGGCGGUGGGAGGCAUCCGCUACAGAGGCGUGUUCGGGACGAUCAGCACCAUGAUCAGAACAGAGGGACCCAGGUCUCUGUACAACGGGCUGGUGGCGGGGCUGCAGAGACAGAUGUGCUUCGCCUCCAUCAGGAUCGGCCUCUACGACAGCGUCAAGAACUUCUACACUGGGGGCAAAGACAACCCUAAUGUGCUGAUACGGAUCCUGGCCGGCUGCACCACAGGCGCCAUGGCAGUGUCGUUUGCACAGCCCACAGACGUGGUCAAGGUUCGAUUUCAGGCCCAGAUGAACCUGGACGGCGUGGCCCGUCGCUACACUGGCACCAUGCAGGCCUACAAACACAUCUUCCAGAACGAGGGCGUGCGUGGACUCUGGAAAGGCACACUACCCAACAUCACAAGAAAUGCGCUUGUCAACUGCACAGAGCUGGUAACAUACGACCUGAUCAAGGAGGCCAUCCUCAGGCACAACCUGAUGUCAGAUAACCUGCCCUGCCACUUUGUUUCUGCGUUUGGCGCAGGCUUUGUUACCACAGUGAUCGCUUCCCCGGUAGAUGUGGUGAAAACUAGGUACAUGAACUCCCCACCAGGCCAGUACAAGAGCGCUAUCAACUGUGCCUGGACCAUGAUGACAAAAGAGGGGCCGACGGCUUUCUACAAAGGAUUUGUGCCCUCGUUUCUGAGGCUGGGAUCGUGGAACGUUGUGAUGUUUGUCUCAUUCGAACAAAUCAAGAGAGCCAUGAUGGUCACGAAGAAGAGGAUCGAAGACCCAAACUGAGUUCCACAUUUUUACGUUUGACUGAGAAACUUGAGCCAACACUGGGUUGGAACGACACUGAAAAAAAAAAACCCAAAAACCUAAUGAAUAUCAUAUCACAUUUUAGUUUUAUUCUUUUUUUGUCCCGUGGUGACAAAGAAGAAAAUCCUUUGUUGAAAAAGGAACAUUAGACGAUCUAUCUUGUGCUUCAACUUUGUGUUGAACUGAUGUAUUAAAGAAAUGCAGUUUUGUAUUUAGAAUUUUUCAAAAAAUGUUGUGAUGAUCUCCUCUGGGAAGUUGAGUUUGUACUUUGAGUCCUGUAAAUCUGAAUCUGUCAAUUAUAAAAAAAGAUAUGCCGUUUUAUCUCCUACA
This is a messenger RNA of Acanthopagrus latus (yellowfin seabream), 1445 nucleotides long. RefSeq names its product uncoupling protein 1 (gene ucp1). The transcript is spliced from 7 exons. Bases 174 to 1094 code for a protein of 306 amino acids. Gene Ontology annotation, molecular function: oxidative phosphorylation uncoupler activity. Gene Ontology annotation, cellular component: mitochondrial membrane. The record is from RefSeq and is a predicted model, not a curated record. Lineage: Eukaryota; Metazoa; Chordata; Actinopteri; Spariformes; Sparidae. Gene Ontology annotation, biological process: response to cold; mitochondrial transport; adaptive thermogenesis.